GUCUCCCACACCCACGUCUCCCAACAAUGGCAAGAAUGGGUCUCUGUGUCUUCUUCUUCUUGCUCGUUUCCUCUUUUCCUUCUUCAUACUCUGUAGUACACAAGGAGCAGCGCGUCCCUGCGCUGUUCGUGUUCGGAGACUCCGUUGUUGACGGCGGUAACAAUGUCAUUUUCGAUCACGGUGCAUCUACCGGCCAUCUUCCAUAUGGGGUAGAUUUUCCCACCGGUCCUACAGGGAGGUUCACCAAUGGGCUGAACCCAGGUGAUAUCUUGGCUGUGUUUUUGAACUUUACCCAUCUCCCUCCGGCUGUUUUGGACCCCAAAGCCGUAGGUGGGAUGAUAACUAUUGGAGUUAACUAUGCCUCUGGUGGUUCAGGCAUUCUUGAUUAUCCCAAUUCUAAAUCGAUAUCACUAAAAAACCAAACAAAGUUAUUCAAGAACACAACACUUCCAGAUUUGAGGAAACAAUUUAACGAGACAGAACUAUCCACCUACCUGGCGAAGAGCAUAUUUGCAUUCAACACGGGGGGUAACGACGUUCAUGAGUUGUGCGAGCUAAAUGAAAACAGAAGAAGAGAGCAGGAUGAAAGACAGCAAGUAACGUGGUUCAGCUCUGAUUGAGCCUACGUCCACGAUCGGAAGGCACUCGAACAAUUUUUCAUUCAAUAAGAAGAUAAUUACAAUGGGAGAGUCGAGUCCCUUUUA
Messenger RNA from Nymphaea colorata (pocket water lily), 704 nucleotides. RefSeq names its product GDSL esterase/lipase At1g71250-like. The coding region runs from base 27 to 620 and encodes 197 amino acids. The record is from RefSeq and is a predicted model, not a curated record. The transcript is spliced from 2 exons. Gene Ontology annotation, biological process: lipid metabolic process. Lineage: Eukaryota; Viridiplantae; Streptophyta; Magnoliopsida; Nymphaeales; Nymphaeaceae. Gene Ontology annotation, molecular function: lipase activity.